AUGACCGGACAUCAAGACGCGGAAAAGAGGAAGCCCAACCGCGGCACUGCCCCGUCUCGCGAUCUUACACAGUUCCGCGCACAUGCCGACUGCAUUAUUCUCAUCCCCUCGUUGGGGGGCACUUUCCCUGUCCUCACUCCGUUAACUUCUGUAACAGCGGGAACUGCCGCUACCGUCGUUGUUCAACCCUCUGCUUCCCUUUGCUUCACCUAA
Messenger RNA from Trypanosoma brucei brucei TREU927, 213 nucleotides. RefSeq lists its product as hypothetical. The coding region runs from base 1 to 213 and encodes 70 amino acids. The transcript has a single exon. Lineage: Eukaryota; Euglenozoa; Kinetoplastea; Trypanosomatida; Trypanosomatidae. The record is from RefSeq and is a predicted model, not a curated record.